This is a messenger RNA of Penicillium brasilianum, 3162 nucleotides long. NCBI's taxonomy places the organism in Eukaryota, Fungi, Ascomycota, Eurotiomycetes, Eurotiales, Aspergillaceae. The record is from the annotation of a GenBank genome assembly.
CCCGCGGCAAACAUUGGAUCAUUGUAUGCUCCGGCGUCAGUUUGUUUGACGGUUGAUUUGCUGGCUUGUGGGCUUCGAUUGGGUCAUCAACUCAAGGAAAACCCCCACCUCGUCCCACAUCCCUCUGCUUGGUGGCACUAUUUAAACCGAGCAAACCUCCCUCGCCGAAUCAAUACAAAACAACAACGUCCGUUUUUCAACACUUUUCUCUUCUUUCAACCAUUCUUCGCCCAUCCAUCACCAUCAUCUUCCAUCUUUCCUGCCAGAUUUUAUCCCGUUCAUCACCCUUGGGCAUCAUGGCUUCGACCGGGGCUCUCCCUCAGACCCUCAAGUCCAUCACUGCCACCAAAAUCAACGAGCUGUCCAAGCAGCGAGUCCUGUUCGACAAACGCAAAGCUGAUAUUCUCGCAGCUGCAGAUGCUGCAACGGAUCUGCGCACCCGGGUUCGCGUUCUCUUGGACGGUCUUUCCCGCCUGAAAGGGUAUCCCAAGGACGCCCUCGAUAAAGACGACUUAGACCUGGAUAUCAGCUCUUCUGAUAACGACUCGGAAGAUUUGGAAGUCAACUCGCCUGGCAUGGGCCAGUUGUACCAAGCUGACCACACCAACAUUCGUCGCUUCCUUCUCCAAGGCCGCUAUGACCCUUCCAUCUCAGACUCUGUAUUGAAAGACUGGAUCGCUCGACUUGAAAAGGAUCUACGCUUCUUAGAGCUCAAGUACGAACAUGCUUCAUUCUACAGCAAGCUGGUUACCGAGUGGUUGUCAAACCUGGACGAUGCGGCUGCACCUUCCACUGUUGACCAGACAGACGAUGCGGCUUCUGCCAAGUCUGACGCUGGCUUUGAAAGUGUGGGCCGAACCGAAAUGCAUGAGCAGCGAGCACAGUGGGAGUCUCUGGUCUUCACAACUGACACAGAAGUGAAUAAAGACACAAUCAAUUCUUACCUCGACGACUUGUUCAAAAAGACCAAGUUGUCCCGUCAGGCACUCAAGGAGCUCCGUGAGAACCUUCGCGCGUUCGGCACUGAAUUGGCAACGAAGGGAGAGUGGCUGGAUGUCGAGGAGCUACAGUGGGUGGCCAAGGCACUGAUGAAAACCGACCUGCUCAGUGCCGAGAAAACGACUAUCCUCAAGGAAUUCAUGCGCAACAAAGAAGUCUUGCAGGAAGUAGCAGAUGUUCUCAACAUGCGUCUCGCAUCCCUUGACAGCUGGUCAUGGGGUGAUGACGGCAUUCCGAUCGAAAUGCGCCGCCAACUUAACGGUAAAUACCGUGUUUUCAUGGACGAAGACUUGCUUGAUAGCCUGUUGUUGCAGUAUCUGGGGUCCACAUGGGCCGUCCGGCUGCGCUUGGCGUUCAAGUGGUUUUUCAACUCGCAAGCAUGGAAUUCGGUACAUGAAAACAUCCCAACGGAACAUAUCGAGAGACGCAAGUAUUUCCUUGGAAGUGCAACGGACGUUGGUUCCACUGGCAUCAAUCAGCUUCGCCAGCGCACCUACGGCGACAAAUACUUUAUGAGCCAACUACCCGAUUCCCUCGAAGAGGGUGCUCGAAGCUACGAUGACAACUCCCAGGUCAAAAAUGCGUUGGAUACCAAGCACUCGCUUCUCCAUCUAUUGAUCACCGAGUCUCUGAUUCACAAGAGCCAGCACGACGAGUUUACCACCAUCCGUUCCGACUACCAGUGGUUUGGCCCCUCUCUACCUCAUAUUACUGUCCUCACAGUCUUGGAAUACUUUGGCGUUCCAGAGAUGUGGCUGAACUUCUUCCAAGUGUUCCUCGAGGCCCCACUCAAGUUCGUUCAGGAUGGUCCCACUGCCUCAACCCAGAUCCGAAAGCGUGGUGUCCCAAUGAGCCACACUCUCUCGGACUUUUUUGGCGAAUCAGUGCUAUUCUGUAUGGAUUAUGCGGUCAAUCAGCAUACCAACGGUGAAAUCCUGUAUCGUCUACACGAUGACUUCUGGUUCUGGGGCGCCGAGAAGACCUGCGAGAACGCCUGGGUGGCGAUGACCCGGUAUGCCAAGGUCAUGGGCUUGAAAUUUAAUGAGGAAAAGACUGGCACUGUUCGCAUGGGGGAAAGGGGAGAGAAAAUCGAUUCCGUCCUCCCUUCUGGAGAUAUUCGCUGGGGAUUCUUGGUUCUCGAUGCAGACCAAGGUAGAUUCGUCAUCGAUCAGGCGCAGGUGGACCAGCAUAUUGAAGAGCUUGACCGACAACUCUCAUCUUGCAAGUGCGUCUUCACCUGGGUACAGGCAUGGAAUGGAUACUUUGGGCGGUUCUUCACCAACAACUUUGCGAGACCCGCCAUGUGUUUUGGCCGCGAUCACAUCGACAUGGCAGUUUCGACGCUGAGCCGUAUCGAGCGAACCCUCUUCAGCAAGACUUCCAAUACGACUCCCGAGAACGGAGCCAGCGUCACCGACUACCUGCGCUCCAUCAUUGCAGAACGAUUUGGCGUUCACGACCUACCCGAGGGAUUCUUCUACUACCCCGUGGAACUGGGAGGUCUCGGACUGCUGAAUCCGUACAUCCGACUACUGGCCAUGCGAGAAAACAUCAAGCAGACACCCCAGAGGCUUCUUCAAAGGGCUGCGCUCCAUGGCGAAGCAGCCUACCACGUGGCCAAAGGUCGCUUUGAGAAGCAGGGCUCGGACUCUCUCAGGACCUGGAAGGACGAGAAGGGCGAGCCCCUGCCCUUCAUGUCACUGGAGGAGUACGCACGGUACCCCGAGACAUACAGCUCGUACCUUCAGCAGGCAUACGAAAAGCUGAUCGAGGUGCCAGAAGAGAGGAGCGUGGCAGCCACCGCUAGCUUCACCAAGAAUCAGACGGGGCUGAAAGGACCUAGAGGCAAGGCAAUCAAGCCGGGCCCGAUCUCAGCAGUCUGGGCUAAGAUGACUCCUUACUGGCGCUGGGUCGCAGAGCUGUACCAUGAUGAGAUGGUGCGCACCUAUGGAAGCCUCGCGGCUGUGAACCGAGAGUUUAUGCCUUUGGGAGUCGUUAAGACUUUGAAGGAGGGGCGUUUCAGAUGGCAGGGUUGAGCGAAGAGUGCUUUAGACCCUGAUGACAUUUUACGACAUAAUUAAUACACUAGUGAUACCCUCUAUAGUUCCUUGACUACAAAAAUUUACAAAUGAAUCUUACCAUAACUGAUAUUCUCCUCCCCGA